Molecule: messenger RNA, 4791 nt
Organism: Paramecium pentaurelia
Lineage: Eukaryota; Ciliophora; Oligohymenophorea; Peniculida; Parameciidae
Source: the annotation of a GenBank genome assembly
AUGAAUUAUUAGAUUAAAGGAAAUUUUAACUAUCAUCUUGAUAUUCUUGCUUCUCAAUUAAAUGAAAGUUCCAAUAUCACCAUUAAUGCAUUUACAUCUAAAAACAACAAAAUACCUAUUGGAUGUAAAUUUCAAUGGUUUAAAAUAUCUGAUACAGAACGUAUUAGAAUUGAAAGUUAGGGCAAUAUUUAUCAAUGCAGCAUAUUUGAUAUUGGUUAUAGGAUAGAAGCUAAUGUACAAUCAUUUGAAUCUGGAUAAGAAGGGUAAGCAAUUGUUGAAUUUCAAAAAAUUCAAAUUUCCUCACAAUUGGAAAUUAAGCUAUCCCAAUUAUAUCAUAAUAACAUGAAGUAACCUAAAGGAUAAACAUAGAUAAUAAAUCAUAGCCAACGAUUAAAGUUGGAUAUUCUCUCUUGAUUGUUUAGAAAAUAGUACAUUACAAUAAAAAAUCACAUAUUCAGAUUAAUAGUUACUUCCUAGUUAGAACCAACUUUAAGCACAUUUUAUGAAUCAGACUUUGAAAUUCAAAACAAAAGAAGAUAAAGGUAUAUAUAUGUAUAUUAUAAUAUUUAUAUAGAUUCUUUUUGUGCAUUUUUUGUAUCUAUGUAAGCCUUAAAAAGAGUACAUAUAAAAUUUAUUGCAUAUAAUAUUGGAAAAGUCAAUCAAAAGUAAAUUAACUUUUAAUAAUUAUUGAAUUCUUAAUUAUAAUAGUUAAUUAAUGAAAAGACUUAAUUGGGUCCUAAAAAACUAGAGAUUUAAUAAUUAUCUAAUUCAGAAUCUAGAAUAUCUAUUUAAAUUAAUUAGUUAAGAUUGGAAAUUACUUAAUUAUAGAAUGAAAAAUAGAAAUAAUAAUAAUAGAUAGAGAAAUUAAAUAGAGAAAAUAAAGAAUUAGGUAAUUUGUAAUUAAUAAUGUAGAAUUAAAUAGUAAAUAAUAGACAUCUUCUAAAGAUUAAAUAGAAAAUUUGGAUAGAUUAAUACAAUCAUUAAAGAAUGAAUUAUUCAUUUUGAAAUAGAGAGAAACUGAUUUAAUGAAUUAAAAUGCAAGAUUGACUAUUGUAUUAAAUGAAAAGAAUGAGAAAUUUGAAAAUUCAUUAUCAUAAUCAUAAAUUUAUGAUAAUUAAUAGAUUAAAUAAUAUUAAGAAUUGUUAACUGAAUCUAAUUAAGGGAAAUUAAAAUUAUAAGAUGAAUUAAAUAAAGUUUAAAAAUAAAAUUAAUAAUAUAAAUCAAAUUUAAAUAUUGAAUUUGAAAGAGAAAAACUUAUUUAAACAAAUCAAAAAUUGAUUUAAGAAAUAACAAAUUAAACUAAAAAAAUUAAUGAAUUAUAAAUUGAAAUUGAAAUGUUAAAGAAUAUGAGUCAUAUAUCAAUGAAUUAAUCAUUAAUUUAAGAUCCUAUUGUUAAAACUAAAGUUGAUUAAAUUGAAUAAGAAAAUGUAUAUCUUCUGAAAAAAAUUGAAAUACUAGAAGAUGAAUUAUAAAAAAAGAAAAUACAAAAACCUUAAAAAUAAUAAAUUGAUAAAGAUUUAUAAAUAUAAUAAUUAUGUGAAGCAAAUAAAAGAUAUUUAAAUGAAAAUAUUAAAUUAUAUGAAGAAAUUAGAUCAAUUAGAGAAAGAUUAGAUACUUCAUAAAUUAUGAAUUAUUCUAUUAAAGAUUCAAAUGUUCAUGAAAAUAUAAUAUAUAAUUAAUUAGAAAAACAAAUUGAAUAAAUGUAAUCUAUGCAUAAUCUAGAAAUAUAACAAUUCAAAAAGAAACUUGAAAAAGCUAAUUCUGAUUUAUAAGAUGCAUGUAUAUCUAAAAAAUAAUUUGAAUAAUUAGAAAAAUAAAAUAAAAGAUUAGCUGAAGAAAAUCAGUAUUUAUAAGAAUAAAUUAAAAAUUUAGCAGAUCUUAAUUAAUCAAAAUCAUUCUCUAUUAAUAUGACAAAUAUCAUAUAAAGUGAUUAAUAUAAAGAAUUGGAAGAGUAAUUAAAUAUUUAAAAGAAAAGAUUUUAAGAAGUUUAAUAAAGAUUAGAUUUCUAAUUAUAAAGAGAUACAUAAUAAUAAGAUAAAAAUAAAUAAUUAGAAUUAGAAUUAUUAAAAUAUUAAAAUUAAAAAGUAGAAGUUAAAUUAUUAUAAGUUGAUUUAUAAAAAGAUAAUAAAUAAAUUGAUUAAGAUAUAACUAAAUUCAUUAAAGAAUAAGAAUACCUCACUUCAAAGAUCAAAUAAUAAGAUAAUUAAAUAUUUGAAUUAAAAUAAAAGCUUAUGUAAUUAUAAGAAGAGAAUAGAACUCUAAGAUUAUUUCCAUAAAAUGCUGAAACUCAAUUGAAAUAGUAAUUAGUAUAGUUAUAACUAUAAAAUUAGAAUUUAAGUGAAUAAAUAAUCAAAUUAUAAAAUCAAUAAAAUAUCUUUAAAGAUUUAAGCUAAAGUCAUAUCUCAAUGAAUGAAAGCAUUUUUGAAUCUAAAGUAUAUGAAGGUAAAGAAUAUAAAAUUUUAGAGAAUCAAAAAGAAUUACUUCAUCUUGAAAAUUAACAAUUAAAAAAAUAAAUUAAUAAAGAUUAAUCAAUUCAAUAAGAAAACUAAGAAUUAAAAAUAUAACUUGAAAAAGUUAGAGGAUAAUUUAAUGAUUAAAUUUUAUUACUUUAAUAGGAAUUAUAGAAUAAAAUUAUUGAUAAUGAAAAAUUGACAAUAGAAAUAGAUAAAUUAAAUACUAAUAUUAAAUCUGGUUCAGAUAUUAUUUAAGUGACUUAUGAAGAUUCAUUAGUUAAAAGUUUAAAAUUAUAAAUACUUAAUCUAUAAUAAGAAAAUAGUAAAUUAAUAUAAGAUAUAACAAAUUAUAAAUCUACUAUUUAAGAUAAAUCUUUUAUUGAUUAAAUUAAUUAAAGUUAUUCUAAAAAAUUAAAUCAAGAUACAGAUGAGUAAUAAUAACUAAUUAAUUAAUUAAGAAUUUAAUUGGCUGAAAAAUCUCAUUAAUUAAAAAUGGUAUCAACAAAUUAUUAAAAAAGUAAUGAAGAUCUAUAAUUAAUAAUUAAUAAAUUAGGAUAAGAAAAUUAAAAUAUAAGUGAAGUUCAUAAUUCAAUUAAGACAAGAUUAGAAACACAAAUCUCUAAAUUAAUAGAUUAAUUAAAAGAAAAAGAUUAAUAAAUUAAUCAAAUUUCAUAUGGAACAACUCCUUAUUAAAAUGGAAGUUAUAAUAAAAUUACUCAAUUAGAAGAAGAACUUUAGAAGAAGACUAAUUAAAUUGAAUAAUUGAUUUAAUAAAAUAAAGCAUAGGCUUUACAAAUAAAUACUUUAUAUUUUGAACUUUAAGAAUUAAAAUUGAAUACUUCAUCUAGAUUUAUAAAUAAAGAAGAUACAGAAUAAUAAAUAGUCAAUUUAAAAUAAUAACAUUCAAAUUUAGAUUAGGAAAAUAAACAAUAAAAAACAGUAAUUAAUGAUCUUUUAAGUGAAAAUUCAAAAUUUUAAGGUACUAUAUAAAAAUUAUACAAAGAACUUAAUGAUUCAUAAUUAAAAUUAUAAUCUAAGAUUGAAGAUUAUUAAAAGAUUUUAAAGGUUUAAUAAUAAAAUUAAAUAGAAAUUGAAAAUUUAAGAAAAGAAAAUUAAUCUUUAUAAUUGAAGGUUUAAGAAAUAAGGGAGCAAUAAAAUUAUGAGAUUAAUGAAUUAUAAAUUCAAGUACAUUAAUUUGAUUCUAAUAAUUUAAUUGAUGAAAAGUAAGAUUCAAUAAAAUAAAUUAUGAACGUAACUAUUUUAUAAUUGUAAUAAAAAUAUAAUGAAAUUGAAAUAAAAUGUAAAUAAUUAUUAUAAGAAUCUCAAGAUCUAACAUCAUGUAUUUCAGAAAAAGAUUUUUAACUUAAAUAGUAAAUACAAUAAAAUUAGUGUUUAAGUAAAGAAUUAGAUAAUGAAUAAGAAAAGAAUUACAAUUUAAAGAAAAAGAUUUCUGAUUUAUCAUAAUUAAUUAAAAAUAAAGAGAAUGAAACUUAAGAAUUAUAACUAAAAAUGAACAAUUUAGAAAAUACUUUACAUGUUAAAGAUAAGACUAUAUUCAAUUAAAAUAAUUAAUUAAUUGAAUUUGAAAAAUUGAUGUCUUUUGAUAAAAGUUCUGACUCUUAUUUAAUAACUAAAAGUUUUCAUGCUUUAUUUAAUAAUUCAUAGGAUUAUAUUGAAAAAAUUUAAUAAGAUAAUUAAAGAACUUUAUUAAAUGGUUAAAAAUAUUAAUAUCAAAAUGAAUAUUAAACAAAAAAUAUGAUGGAUAAUAUAGAAUCAAAGUAACAUAUAGAAUUGUAAAAUUAAAAAAUAUCUACAGAAUUAUAAAAAGUGAAUGCUUUACAAUAAGAAUUAUAAGCAUUUAAAGGAUAGAAUUAGAAAUUAAAUGAAUAAAUAUUAUAAUAAGAAGAAUAUAUUCGUUUACUUAAAUAGAAUUAAUAAUAAUAAUUAAAUAAUAAUAAUUAUAAUGGAAAAGUAGGAUAAGGUUAAAAUGAAUUGAUUGAUGUAUUAAAGAUUGAAAAUUAGUAAUUAAAGGAAUACAAUUAAAAAUUAGAAAAAGAUGUAUAAGUUUUUGAAAAUUAAAUAUAAACAUCUUAGUUAAAAAUGACAAUUUCAGAAUUUCAGUUAAUUUAAUUUGAAUAAGAAUAACUUAAGAUGUAAAAUACUAAAUUAUUAGAAAUAGGUAUUAAUAAUUGAUUAUUUAGUUAAAUAAUAAUAAUAAUAAAUUGAUAGAUUAUCUAAAAGCAAUCUUUCUUUGAUGGAAGAGAAUAAUAGAUUAAAUGAUUAACUUAAAGAAGUUUAAAAUAUAAGUUAUUAUAGUAGUGACUCAUAUAUUCAUUGA